Molecule: messenger RNA, 432 nt
Organism: Capsicum annuum
Lineage: Eukaryota; Viridiplantae; Streptophyta; Magnoliopsida; Solanales; Solanaceae
Exons: 3
Coding region: 1-432 (143 amino acids)
Source: RefSeq, a predicted model, not a curated record
AUGGCACCACCUGUGUUUAAUGGUGAUAACUAUCAGAUUUGGGAUGUAAGGAUGAAAACUUAUCUAGAUGCCAUGGAUAUGUGGGAGACAGUUGAAGAGGAUUAUGAAAUUCCUCCAUUGCCUGACAAUCCAACUAUAGCCCAGAUCAAGAACCAUAAAGACAAAAAGACCAGAAAAUCAAAGGCAAAAGCCUCCAAAGACAUAUGGGAUUAUCUCAAGUUAGAAUACGAAGGGGAUGAGAGGAUCAGCGGUAUGCAAGUUUUGAAUCUUAUAAGAGAUUUUGAGAUGCAGAAGAUGAAAGAAACCGAAACCAUAAAAGAUUACUCUGAAAGGCUCUUGAACAUAGCAAAUAGAGUAAGAUUACUUGGUUCCGUAUUUAAUGAUUAUCGUAUUGUUGAAAAAUUCUGGCUCAAGAAUAAUGAAAGGUCAUGA